Chiloscyllium plagiosum (whitespotted bambooshark) is the source of this 1723-nucleotide messenger RNA. RefSeq names its product phospholipid phosphatase 1a (gene plpp1a). Gene Ontology annotation, molecular function: phosphatidate phosphatase activity. Gene Ontology annotation, cellular component: plasma membrane. The record is from RefSeq and is a predicted model, not a curated record. Gene Ontology annotation, biological process: signal transduction; phospholipid dephosphorylation; phospholipid metabolic process. NCBI's taxonomy places the organism in Eukaryota, Metazoa, Chordata, Chondrichthyes, Orectolobiformes, Hemiscylliidae.
CAGCAGCGGAGACCGCUCUGCCCCCCCCGCUCAGACUGGCCUCCCAUUGUGACAGGGCAGCCUCCGUCAGAGACCAGCUCCUCCCUCUCUGCUGCCAGCCCCCGAUCGCCACCCCCCCCCGGGUGGGGGUCCCGUUUGAUUUAAGGGUGGGCAAGAGGGUCGGAGUUGAGUUUGCACUGUCGCUGAUCGUUAAUUACCCCUUUACCUCAGGUUUGGGUGUCCUUAUUCCCUGCCCUUUUUCCUUUUCCUCCCCCUCCCCCCUGAGAGGCGGACACAGUCCUGUGUCGGCCAUUAACCUUCCUUUCCCGUCCUUUUAAACCUGCAUUCCCUCCUCCUCCCACACACACACACACACACCCACCCACCCCAACGCGAGAUCGCGCCGCAAACAAAACCAAGCAAAUUUCAGAAGAUUGCUUACAGUAAGAAAAGUGUCUGCAGAAAGUCAGCGACCGUCAGUCCCUUCAAGUACAAAGGCAGGGAGAGAAGAUGUUUGACAGGCACAGAAUCCCUUUUGUUUGUUUGGAUGUAAUAUGCCUCAUACUGGCUGGUAUGCCAAUGGGCGUUAUAAAUUUGUUCAAAGUAAAACCAUUUCAAAGAGGUUUUUAUUGUGAUGAUGAAAGCAUCAAGUACCCAUUCAAGAAUAGUACCGUCACUUCCACUGUGCUGUAUACAGUGGGGCUUUCACUGCCCAUAUCAUCUAUAAUCGUGGGAGAGAUAGCUUCGGUUCAUUGGAACCGUUUGUACUCAAACUCCUUUGUUAGAAAUUCCUACUUAGCCACUCUUUACAAAGCCAUAGGUACAUUUUUGUUUGGGGCUGCAGCAAAUCAGUCCCUGACCGACAUUGCCAAGUAUUCCAUUGGUCGUCUUCGGCCUCACUUUCUUGAUGUUUGCAAACCCGACUGGGCGAAAAUCAACUGUGAUUUGGGAUACAUAGAUGAAUUCACAUGUCUGGGUGACCCAAAGAUGUCCAUAGAAGCACGGCUCUCCUUUUUCUCUGGCCAUUCAUCCUUCUCCAUGUACUGCAUGGUGUUCCUCGCAUUUUAUCUUCAGGCACGAAUGGUGGGCGAUUGGUCCAGACUUCUACGUCCAACACUUCAAUUUGGCUUAAUUGCAUGUGCAGUUUAUGUGGCCCUCUCACGUGUGUCCGAUUACAAACACCAUUGGAGUGAUGUACUGACUGGCUUAAUUGAGGGAGCUAUUGUCGCCAUCCUGGUUGUGGUGUAUGUGUCAGACUUUUUCAAAGACAGAGUGGUUAGAAUUUCACGUUCAGAUGAGGAAAAUUCACAUUCAACUCUUCACGAGACACACGGAAACCAUUUUGGCAGGAAUCAUCAGCAAUAAAAGAUCAUCCUGUGCAUCAGUGAAUGUAAAUCUGUCUGACUGUAUAACUGUCAGAACAGAAUUUCAUGAUACACACCUACUCAAGUUGAUAACCAUCUAUAUGGAUAAGCAUCUGCUGCUAUACCCUUGGAAUCCACUUUGUAUAUAUUAAAUAUUCUUAUAUACAAUUAAAUUUUGUUAAUAAUUUCAUGUUUUUUAUUUCUACAUUAAACGGUUAUCGCUAAAAUGAUGUGAAGCAGUCAGAUUAGUGCAAAAUGUAAAAUGUUUAUUAAAAUAACAGUUAUGUACAGUUCCAGCUGUUGAAGCUUGCUUUGAUGGUGCUUGAGUUCAACUACACACAAAAGCAAUGGAAAAUAAAAAAAAAUACAAAGUUUGCCAA